CUUGAAAAUAUGUUUGGAUGUGCUCUGAUCUGUCAGCUGUAACCUCGGGAAGCUCUUGUGAGGUUUCACAUUGACAUAUUGACGGUUCCCCGCAGCCUGAUAUUUCGUGCUCGGUUUUUACUUUUAGGUGAAAUACAGAUGGCGGAGGUUGAAAACAAUCCUGAGAAAGAAAUGAUUACACAGUUCCACAAGAAUGCGGCUACAGGAAAUGCAGCAAAAUUAUCAACUAUGUUAAAUUAUUCAACCUCUCUCAUUAACAAAAUGGAUGAAAAAGGCUGGACUGCCUUGAUGUAUGCUAGCAGGAAUGGACAUUUUGAGGUUACUCAGCUGCUUCUUGAAAAAGGGUGUGAUACAUCUAUUUCAAAUAAUUCGGGACAAACGGCAGUGGAUAUUGCAGAAUUCUGGGGACACAAGCACAUUGCUGAUUUGUUGGCAAAUCCUAAAUCUGAUGUUAGAUCAAAGAUGUGGUGUGAUGGCCCAGAAGAAAAUGAGAAUUACUUUGGCAGAACUUUGCUCAAUAGAUUAAGUGUAAAAAGGACCAAUUCCAAUUGGAUAAAAAACAAGCAGAUACAACCAACCACUGUCUACAUUGUAUUUUCCAAUCUAAAUCCAUUAGUUAUUUCUGCAAAAUGUGAAGACUCUGGAAAAACUGGCAUCCAUCUCUGCAGGUUGCAGUAUGAGGAUGUAGAGCAGCUCUUGGUCAAACCAAAAGUCACUUCUGUUUUCCUUGGAGCAGAGCUCCAGAGUGAAUCUUAUGCUAAAUUUGCAUUAGGCAGUGCCUUAGCAGAAGAUGAUGGGCUUAUUGCUUGGUUUGCAGUAAAUGCAGAAUUUAUUGCUCCAGAAAAUUUUAGGGUUAAAUACCCAGAUUGUUGUUUUCUCCAGCCACUCAUUCCACAUCUAUUGAACUUCAGUAAGGAGGAAGCUGGUGUGGUGGCACAGGCCAGAUCUGUCCUUGCCUGGCAUAGUCGGUACAAGUUCUGUCCUACCUGUGGAGGUAGCACAGAAGUUCAAGAUAGUGGUUAUAAGAAAAUAUGUUUGCAGAAAAACUGCCCAAGCCUCCAAGGAAUCCAUAAUACUUGCUAUCCACGUGUAGAUCCAGCUGUAAUAAUGCUGGUCAUUCAUCCUGAUGGCAAUAAUUGUCUUCUUGGAAGACAGAAGCGUUUCCCUCCAGGAAUGUUUUCGUGUCUGGCAGGAUUUAUUGAACCAGGGGAGACAAUAGAAGAUGCUGUACGAAGGGAGGUUGCAGAAGAAACUGCUGUCAAGGUUGGGAAUGUUCAAUAUGUUUCCAGCCAACCCUGGCCAAUGCCUUCAUCUCUCAUGAUUGGUUGCCAAGCUAUUGCUGUAACAACAGAAAUUAUUGUGGACAAAACAGAGAUUGUAGAUGCCCGUUGGUUCAGUCGGCAGCAGAUUACUGAAAUCCUGACGCAUGAGAAUCAUCCAAUUAGCAUUCCGCCACAGCAAACUAUUGCACAUACACUAAUUAAAAAGUGGCUUGUAAAGAAUGCACACCUCUGAGUAUACUGCUGUGAUUACAUCAUCCUAUUGACCUGCAAUUAAAUCAGUUGAUCUGUCAAUCUUUGUGAGAAGACAGCAGUAAUCUCACCAAAAAGAACAUUAGUGAAGUAAUUUUCCACUCAUUACAAUAUUGUUAAUUCCAAUGAACAUUUGUCAAUUUGUAGAUUGUAGUACAACAAACAUUUUAUUAACUGGCCUCUGUGGGACCAAGAGUGGUCCAGUUGAUCAAAUAUUUUAGGUAAUCAAUAGGUAUGCUGACCAAGUGAAGCUUUGAGGCAUUAGCAUCCCUCACCAAAUCCAAAUAAAAACAUUGAUACAUCUCCUAAAGUGUAAAAACACACAGUAAGUAAUAUAAAGGUAGCACAGAGCUUAUACACAUCACUGUUCUACUUAGUGAUAUUUUAGAUAUCUAUUUUUUCCCAAUUUAUUAAGAGUGCCUGUUGAAAUGGUGCCGGUUAAAACAAAGUUUGCUGUAUUUCAUUUACGAAUAAGCUAGUAACAUUAAUUUGAAGUGAUUUUUGAUUUGUUUAUUGAACAAGGAUAUAUUUUCAAAAUAAUUCACAUUGAUUUACUACUUAUAACAAAUGAGGGUGAUUUCCCCUGUUCUCAAGUCAGAGCAACUUCUCAAGCCAGAAGUAUUUGACACUUUUCCCUGAUAUCUGGAUGUGUUCCUUUAUGGUUGUCAGAUCCUUACAUUUAUUCCACUUUCAGAAUUGCUUUGCCUCAAAUACUAGAUUAAUAAAAAACAAUUUAAAGCUGUUUGUCUCUUGCAAGUUAGAAACAUAGGCAACCAGGCUUCAUCUUACCCCUGUGGAGAAAAGUACAAUAAGCAAUCUGUUUGCACCUAUGAAUCCCAUCAGGAGUCAUUUUCACAUGUUGCUCCAGGCGAAUAGAAGUUAAUUAACAUCAUAGGGAAAGGUGUCAGGAGAAGUAUCAAGAAAGACUGCCAAGUUGUUGUUCCUCAAGAUUCACCUGACAGCUGUAACGAACAUUACAUCAUAUUUUAUGGGGUAUAUGCUGAUUCUUUGAAAUAAUCACAAAAACAAGUAUUGUCUUCAUAGUGCAUGGCUAGAAAUGCCACAUGGUUGAUACACCCCAAUCUCGUCCUGAGAUCUUGACCAUCAUAAAUGCCAAACUUCAGCCAAUUUAGUUUACUCCAUGUUACAUUAAGAAACAACUGAGGAAUGAGAUCGAGCAAAGGCUAUGUGCCAUAACAACAUAUUGACUUUAGUACGAAAGACCUGUCCUCCAGAAUUAGCUUACCCUUAGCCAAGCUGUUCCAACGUAGCUACAAUACUGGCAUGUACCUGAUAAAAUGGAAAAUUGACCAGGAGUUCCCUUCUGGAAACCGCAUGACAAAUCCAAUCUAGUCAAUUGCCACCUUCCCACUAAUCACAGUAGUCACUGAGUUAAUAGAGGGUGUCAUUAGUGCUGCUCGAUAACAUUAUUACUUUUCAAAUAGCCUACUCCUCAAUACUCAACAAUGAAACUAUUUUUUCAAAGAAGUUCUGUCACACCCCCAUUCAUAUUUUUCAUUGUUACUAUGUUCAUUAUACAAUUAUUGACUAUCCUAAAAAAAAGUCAUUAAUCUGUCUUUGAUCAAUGCCUCGGUGUUAAUUAGCAAUAUAUUUCUUAAUAGCACAUUCAAAUUACAAUUCUUUACGAGAUUCUUUAAUAUUUUACAACUCUUAUUCAAUGACCUAAAAUAACAUUUAAAACUCUGAUAAAACAUGAAAGAUAUAAAUUAUAACUGGUCAAAAUUGAUUUCUACUUAGAAUGUUAUGUCCAUUGUCAUGGUCGAAAAGUGUGGCACCGGAAAAGCACACCAAGUCAGGUAGCAUCCAAGGAGCAGGAGAGUCGACAUUUCGGGCAUAUGCCUGACCUGCUGUGCUUUUCCAGUGCCACAGUUUUUGACUCUGAUCUCUAGCAUCUGCAGUCCUCACUGUCUCCCUGUGCAUUGUCAUGCUCAUGCAGAUGAAUCUAUGGUAAAAUGAAAAAUGAAUACAUGCAGAAUCAGGUGAUCUUGCUCCUUUCUCUGCAAUGAAAUGAAAUUGCUUGGGAUUCAAAGUAGCCAGAUUGUCAGAACAUGAAAAGAUACUUUUGAAAUAUUCCUUUGAGAAGAGGUUAAAAAGUAGCAGGACUACAUUUGUGGAUCUAAUAGCUAUUAUCCUAUCAGUGUUUAGAGAAACUGUUGCAAAUUUACCACUGGCUUAAUAGCUGCAGAGUGGGUCUGAGGAGAAACGACAAGGCCAAAAUUAACACCAAAAUUAAAACUACACCUCCUCCCAUCCUGCCCUGGACUACACCUCCUCCCAUCCUGCCCUGGACUACACCUCCUCCCAUCCUGC
This is a messenger RNA of Chiloscyllium plagiosum (whitespotted bambooshark), 3863 nucleotides long. It is a transcript of the gene nudt12, whose product is annotated as nudix (nucleoside diphosphate linked moiety X)-type motif 12. The record is from RefSeq and is a predicted model, not a curated record. Gene Ontology annotation, cellular component: peroxisome; cytosol. Gene Ontology annotation, biological process: NAD+ catabolic process; NADP+ catabolic process. Gene Ontology annotation, molecular function: protein binding; metal ion binding; NADH pyrophosphatase activity. NCBI's taxonomy places the organism in Eukaryota, Metazoa, Chordata, Chondrichthyes, Orectolobiformes, Hemiscylliidae.